ACCGCGCGGCGCGAGAAGUAAAAUUAACUAAACUGAUUUUUGUUUACACAGCGUUGUUCCGCAUUGUUUUUGCUCAUAUAAUAUACAAAUAAAAAGCUUGCCAUAUCAAAGCUUCGAUAGUCAGCUGAUAAGCGCCCACGCAUUCAUACGGGGAGGCGGCAAAACAAACCAAAAAAAUUGUCAAAUUUAAAAAAAAACACCCUAUCAAGAUACCGCUGAAUCACAAGCUCCCUCCCCCCGAGCGAGUUUCCAUCGGUGCUGUGUCAGCGACAAUUUUUCCAUAUCGUCAUUCGCACUGUUCAAGCGCAGACGUCUCUUUUGGUGGCCGGGAAAACUGACGAAAAUGGGCUGUGAGGAGAAACAAGAAACCGCAAAGUCGAUCCUGCGCAUCCAGGACAUUGCGGUCCUGAUGCAGGACCACUGCCGCAUGCUAGAUCUCGCCAAGGUGGAGCGUAUCAUCAACGAGUUCAUUCAGGGCGGACCGGAGCGCAUGCAACUCGUGUCGGACUUUGACUAUACAAUCACCAAACAGCGCACGGAGGACGGCAGUGUGGUGGCCUCCAGUUUUGGCAUCUUCAACGCCUGCCAGUCGCUGCCGGAUAGUUUCAAAACAGAGUCGGACAAACUGUACCACAAAUACAGGCCAAUUGAGAUCGAUCCGCACAUGCCGAUCCCCGAGAAGGUUCAAUACAUGGUCGAGUGGUGGACCAAGUCGGGUGCGCUGGCCACCGGUUUCCCCUUCGAUCUGUCGGAAAUAGAUCAGAUAGCCAGCAAGUAUAAGAACGCGCUACGUGACCGUACUCAUGAAUUCUUUGCCGAUCUGCAGCGCUUGGGCAUUCCCACCUUGGUUUUCUCCGCCGGACUGGGCAACUCUGUGGUCUCCGUGCUGCGCCAGGCAAACGUGAUGCAUCCCAAUGUUAAGGUGGUUUCCAAUUUCCUGCAAUUUCACAAUGGACUUCUGAACGGUUUCCAGCAGCCCAUGAUCCACACCUUCAACAAGAACGAAACUGUCCUGGACGGCAGUGAGUAUUACAAUCUGGUCCACACGCGCGAUCACAUCAUCGUGAUGGGAGAUUCCCUUGGAGACGCUGACAUGGCAUCCGGCGUUCCCGCAUCUUCGCACAUCCUGAAAAUUGGCUUCCUCUUCGAUCACGUGGAGGCCAAUAUGGAUAAGUAUAUGAAGACAUUCGACAUCGUCCUGGUGGAUGAUCAGACGAUGGAUGUGCCCCGGGCACUGCUCGCUCUCAUCGAAAAGCAGCACCAGCUGAAACAGCAGGCCACAGCGCAAAGCUCCCUCUGAUACCCCUGACAACAAUACGUACUCCCUCUGUAUGGUACUCAAAAGUCGUUCCUGCUUUCUCAUUAGCAGGAAUAAGUGUUAAAUUUUAUUAGCAAACACAAACACACACACAGCAGAAACUACUAAUUAAGUGGUUUAGAUUUAACGAUUCAUUCAUGUUAACUGACAUGUAUUCAUACCAUAUUAAAUGACAACGUUGUGCUUGGAA
This is a messenger RNA of Drosophila obscura, 1508 nucleotides long. It is a transcript of the gene cN-IIIB, whose product is annotated as 7-methylguanosine phosphate-specific 5'-nucleotidase. Gene Ontology annotation, molecular function: 5'-nucleotidase activity; magnesium ion binding. The coding region runs from base 344 to 1300 and encodes 318 amino acids. Lineage: Eukaryota; Metazoa; Arthropoda; Insecta; Diptera; Drosophilidae. The transcript is spliced from 2 exons. Gene Ontology annotation, cellular component: cytoplasm. The record is from RefSeq and is a predicted model, not a curated record.